Molecule: messenger RNA, 2793 nt
Organism: Pseudoliparis swirei
Lineage: Eukaryota; Metazoa; Chordata; Actinopteri; Perciformes; Liparidae
Product: leucine-rich repeat and immunoglobulin-like domain-containing nogo receptor-interacting protein 3
Exons: 4
Coding region: 174-2042 (622 amino acids)
Molecular function (GO): protein binding
Source: RefSeq, a predicted model, not a curated record
GGAGCUGGCACGUGUGGCAGUGUUGGCAACUUGUGGGCCGAGAGGAGAGAAAAAUAGAUUCACAAACACCAACAGCUGGACAGAUGAGGAGGCAUCAGGGACCACGCUUCAGCCCUGGGUGUAUGGUGCGCUGACCCUGCCUUCAACAGGGAAGGAGUUGCAGGACCAGGUCCAUGACUGGCUCUCCUGGCCCUGGUGGGCGGGCCUUGGUGCCAUGGCCAAGGGUGUGGCGGUGGGUCCUGGCUGCUUCUUUGGUUGCCAUAGUAACCCUGACGCUGCCAGGAAAGAGCCAGGCCUGUCCACCACGGUGUGACUGCUCCGCUCAGCUGAGGUCGGUGUCGUGCCAGCGGCGGCGGCUGACCAAUAUCCCAGAGGGCAUCCCCACGGAGACAAAACUUCUGGACCUCAGCAAGAACCGACUGCGCUGGGUGCAAGUCGGUGACCUGGCACCAUACCCGCGGCUGGAGGAAGUAGACCUCAGCGAGAACCUCAUUGCCACAUUGGAGCCCAACGCCUUCGCCAGCCUCCAGAGUCUUAAAGUGCUAAAUUUGAGAGGAAACCAGCUGAAGUUAGUGUCCAUGGGUGCUUUCGCCAAACUGGGCAAUCUGACCAGCUUAGACCUGAGCGAGAACAAGAUGGUGAUUUUAUUGGACUACACCUUUCAGGAUCUGAGGGGUCUGAAACAUUUGGAGGUGGGAGACAACGACCUGGUUUAUAUCUCACACAAGGCAUUCUCGGGGCUGCUGGGGCUGGAAGAUCUCACAAUAGAGCGCUGUAAUCUGACAUCCAUCUCGGGACAGACCCUAUCAUACCUGCGCAGCCUGGUCACCCUUCGCCUGCGUCACCUCAGCAUCAUCGCCCUGGAGGACCAGAACUUCCAAAAGCUCUCUAACCUUCGGGCUCUUGACAUCGAUCACUGGCCGUACCUGGAGUACAUCUCCCCUCUUAGUUUCCAGGGCCUGGAUCUCCACUGGCUCUCCAUCACCAACACCAACAUCACCUCUGUCCCCUCCGCUUCCUUCAAAAACAUGGUGCACCUCACCCACCUCAACUUGUCCUACAAUCCCAUCGCCACACUAGAGCCUUGGGCCUUCAAGGACCUGCUGAGGCUGAAGGACCUCAUCAUGGUAAGCACAGGGUUGAUGACAGUGGAGCUCCAUGCCUUUGGGGGCCUUCGACAGAUCCGGGUCCUCAACUUCUCCUCCAACGACCUGCAAACUCUUGAAGAGGGCUCCUUCCACUCUGUCAACAGUCUGGAGACCCUCAGAGUGGACGGGAACCCCCUGAUGUGUGACUGCCGUCUGUUGUGGAUCCUGCAAAGACGCAAGACCCUCAACUUUGACGGCAGAGUGCCGGUGUGUGCGGGGCCGGUGGAGGUGCAAGGGGUCAGCCUCAGUACCUUCACCGAUUCUGCACUCUUCGAUCACUUUACAUGCCAGAAACCUAAGAUACGCAACCGUAAGCUGCAGCAGGUGACCGCUCGUGAGGGCCAGCCGGUGAGUUUCCUGUGUCGGGCUGAAGGAGACCCUCCACCUGCUAUUGUCUGGAUUUCCCCACAGCGCAGAAGGAUCACAGCUAAAAGUUCAGGGCGCAUUGUUAUCCUCCCUAGUGGCACCCUGGAGAUCCGCUACGCCCAGCUUACUGACAGCGGAACGUACAUCUGCAUCGCCAGUAACGCCGGAGGCAAUGACACCUACUUUGCGACACUCACAGUGCGCGGCCAGCCGCUCGACGCCGCCUCCGCCUUCUUUCUCAACCGCUCGCUGUACAGCGGCGAGUUCUUCAACGACACAAAUCUAAACAGUACGCGCGUUUUCCUCAAGUUCACCUUGGACCUGACCACCAUCUUGGUUUCCACGGCAAUGGGCUGCAUCACCUUUCUGGGGGUGGUCCUCUUCUGUUUCCUGCUGUUGUUCGUGUGGAGCCGGGGACGCGGCCAACGCAAGAACAACUUCACAGUGGAGUACUCCUUCCGGAAAUCUGAACCCGUCACCGACAGCUCCUCGGGAGGGACCAGGAAGUUCAACAUGAAGAUGAUAUGAAACAACGCAGCCAGGGGUCCUUCGGGGGAGGCAUGAGCACGUCCCAAAAACGUGUUUGACACACGCAAACACACACAGCCACUGACUCGCAAAGAAGUAUUAAAGCACAAUUUAAGUCCCCGUCUAUUGGCUCUUUUCAAAAUUGAGCGCCCACAUCAAAAACCAGAGCCAGAGUUUGAUUUGUAAAUGAAACUAAAUGACCCUGAUCUCACUGCCUUCAGUCGUUUUAUUCAGCUUGUGGUGAAAAAGAUGUUUAAUUGAUACUGUUAAGAACUACAGUGUUGAUAUAUUUGAAGGAGUUGCUUGCCAUCUGUUCUUGAUAAGAACAAUAGAGUUAAGAAUUACAGGAUAUCCGUUUUGUAAAUUGGCAUGAUGACUGAGCUGUGGGAUGCUGGUAGCCCUGUUUCUCUGUUACAUUAAUGAGAUAAAAAAAUAGAGUUCCUCUUUCAUUUAAAUUUCCCUUUACCGUAUUCUGUACAGUCAGGGAUUUUUAAAGAAAUGUGUUGCAGGGAGACCUGGCUAGCAUCCAUUGAUAUAAUGUGUAGCUCUGCUCUCAAAAGUCUGUCUUGUUAAGAUUAAUGCAUGAAGAAAUGCAGUUAAGAGUUGAGUGCAUGCCACCAUUUAAGAGCUUCCUUCAUUCCUAUUGACCACGGCUGAACAGCGAGGAGGGUUUUUCACUCGCAUUAUGUUACGUCAAGCUUAAAGGCUGUAAAAUACCAUGUCUGAUAAUAAACUCUGAUAAGAAGUUCUG